Messenger RNA from Ectocarpus siliculosus, 1388 nucleotides. The record is from the annotation of a GenBank genome assembly. Lineage: Eukaryota; Phaeophyceae; Ectocarpales; Ectocarpaceae.
CUCUCGCCUGUUAGGCCUGUAUCCGGAGGUAUCAUGGAGGAUAACAGUGGAUGCAUCGGCGAAAAACUCGCGCCAUUCAAUCCGAGCAGUGAUGCCGUGAUACGGAUGGCUAUUGAGAUGCUUCAGCUAGUGAAGGAGAGCAUCCUCUACGAUCUUGGAUGCGGGGAUGGACGACUACUGGUGGAAGCUAUCAAAGCGUCAGGAGCCCGAGGGGUUGGGGUUGAAUAUGACAAACGCUUCGUAGAUCGAGCUCUUACGCGGGUGGCUGAUGCGCAGCUGGAGCACAAGAUCAAGGUCGUUCACGGCAACGUUCUCGAUGUUGAUAUUGUCGAGGCCACGGCAGUGUUUAUCUACCUCGUCCCCGCAGGCAUGGCGGCAUUGAAAGAAGCUUUGGUCUCUGCUUUGAGAGCGGGGGCCAGAGUUGUCACCUAUGUUUUUUCUAUUCCAGGGUUGGAUCCUGUCCGAGUGGAAACUUUCAAGGCGACCAAGAUCUAUUUGUAUACUGCAGCUUCGGUGGCAACGCCCGCAUGAUGAGCUGGACCACGAAGAUGUAUGCUAAGAUCUGUGGCAAGCCCACGAGAUGAGCUGCGCACUUUGAGGGAGUCACCCGGAAGUGACCUGAACGACAUGGAAGCUUCAUUGUGAGCGUGCAGCGAUGCGCUCAUCAGCACGGACGGCAACGCUCUCGUGCGUGUAGUCCGUGUGCUACCACUGGCCCACGUGAAGUUUCUUAGGGCUUGGAAUGUCCUGUCAAAAGGUCGUACCUCUGCCACCAGACUCUGGGUUUCGCUCCAUGCUUGAGGUCCUACUGCGCAUGGGGAACGGGCAAUCCUGUCCGAAGAUGGAAAUUCUUGUACAUAAUGUACAGCGUGUUUGCUUGCGGAGUAUUCGGGUUCCCCGAGCCGAAGUAGAAACAUACACCAUGUAGUCACCGAACGAGGGUAAGAAAUGGUUGAGGUUGGUUGUCAUCAGUGUUGUCCCAUUGUCCCAUGUUAUCCGGGUCUAAAUGAAUUAGUGUUUGCUGUGGGGAGUAGGUCCUUCGUGGAUGUUACUCCGCACGUCCAAUCUGUGAAGAGAAGAACCUCCCUACUCUUUCCAAAUGCGUACAGUAGCAGACCAUAAAUCUUUUGAAGUACACCCAGAGUGAGCAGAGCCAAACUGGAUAACUGCGUUCGGCAUCAAGGUUCGUGUUGCUCUUGACUACAGCAGUAUAUCUGGCGAUUCCUCUUUUGGUCACCAGUGCAUCACACAAAUGAACGCAAAACACUCAUGCGGUUCACGUGCACGGUCAAGUAACAUCGUUGGGCGGUUACGGUAGCAUUUGAUAUUCCGAUUUUGUCUGUGUUAACUGGUAUCGCGGUUGUUGUCUACGAAUAAAGUCGUUCGUC